AUGCUCGCAACGUAUAUUCUAGUGAUGGUGUGUGCGGUCACUUUCCAAGCCAGCAGUAGUGCUCUUCCUCCGGCCAAGACUUUAAAUUCUCUAGUUGAGAAGAAAACCCCAUCAGAUAUUACCAUCUCAGCUCAUGUGGGUGAUGUUCGGCUGCUGCGUGCCGACGACAAAGAAGAAGAGAUCGAGGAAGAGAGAGGUUUUGGGGGGCGCUUUGGUCGACGGUGUGAAAAAGCUGAACUCCAUCACGGCUACUAA
Phytophthora infestans T30-4 is the source of this 255-nucleotide messenger RNA. RefSeq names its product secreted RxLR effector peptide protein, putative. The coding region runs from base 1 to 255 and encodes 84 amino acids. The record is from RefSeq and is a predicted model, not a curated record. NCBI's taxonomy places the organism in Eukaryota, Oomycota, Peronosporomycetes, Peronosporales, Peronosporaceae. The transcript has a single exon.